CUCUUACCCCCAAAAAAAUUGAGUACCACCACAGCAAAGAGAAGCAGCAGCACCACCAUCCACCUCCAGCCAGUAGCACAUUUCACCAUCACCAUCACCAUCAUCAUCAUCGUCGUCGUCUCUUCUUCUCUCUCUUCAUCUGUUACUUUUUUUUUUACUUUUCUUCCCCGUUUCGCUCUCCGUCAAAGUCUUCUCUCUCUUUUGCUAUUUUUUUCUCCACUGUAAAUUCCCUUUUUACCCUUAAACCCAUCGUUCGUUCCCCCUGAGACACGGCGGCCACGAAGAAGAAGAAGAGGGAAUAAUAUAGAGAAAAGAGGCGAUUGAUUGAUUUGUCCCAUCGGAGACGCCGCUCGUUGUUCAGGGAAAAUGACGACGGCGACGACGACGACAUCGGAACGAGAAGAGUUAGCCAAGCACUGCAGUUCACGGAACUGGUCCAAAGCGAUCCGAGUUCUCGAUUCGCUCCUUGCUAAGCAGUGUUCAAUUUUGGAUAUAUGCAAUAGAGCGUUUUGCUAUAAUCAAUUGGAGCUUCACAAGCAUGUGAUUAAGGACUGUGAUAAGGCACUUCAGCUUGAGCCUUAUGCCAUUCAAGCUUAUAUACUCAAAGGACGCGCUCUUUUGGCGUUGGGGAGAAAACAGGAAGCUGUUCUUGUUUUGGAGCAAGGAUAUAAAAAUGCUUUUCAGCAGACAGCAGAUGUGAAGCAGUUACUUGAAUUAGAAGAGCUCCUAAAAGAUGCAAGACGAGAAAUUGAUUGUACUUUCAAAAACCAUGCCACCGAGUCCCGGCAAGAGACCCCUGCCUCGCAUCUAGGAUCAUGUGCUAGUGAGAAGUCUGAUGAAAAAAUUGAUAAGCAUGACUCUGUUUUUGGAACAAGCGAUAAUGCCUGCAAAUUAUCAAGUAUUGCAGUUUCUGAAUCAGGAGCAUGUAGCAAUGGGAACUCCCACGAGGUAUCCAGGGAAUUGGGCGAGCCAAUAAAGGUAAAUAGCUUUUCAAAGGAUGCAUCCAAGGCAAGCAAGCAAUCUGGUGGUAGUUCCGACUUAUGUAAUGGAUCAUCGUACAAGGAAAAAGAGAAUGGAAAGUGUGGCAGCCAAAUCAAUGGUUCUUAUGAAACAUGUAAACCAUGUAAUGGUUCUGAUUUGCAUGAUAAUUUAGCUGAAAGUUCUGGUCGAUUAGGGGAUCUGACUAUUAGUGGAAAAAAAUUAAGCAGUACGUCUGGAUUUACUAGCAAAUCAAACCAUAAAGCUGAGGUACGUUGUGGAGUUGGCACCGAAAUCAAGAUAAACAAGAAGUACACCAUAGCAAGAAUAUCAGGAAACCAUUCUAUAAGUGUGGAUUUUCGACUUUCUAGAGGCAUUGCACAGGUGAACGAAGGAAACUAUACAAAAGCUAUAUCUAUUUUUGAUAAGGUGCUGAAAGAAGAACCAACUUACCCUGAGGCACUUAUAGGAAGAGGGACAGCUUAUGCAUUCCAACGAGAGCUUGAAAGUGCUAUAGCUGAUUUUACUAAGGCUAUUCAAUCUAACCCAGCAGCAGCUGAAGCCUGGAAGCGGAGAGGACAGGCUCGUGCUGCCCUUGGGGAAUAUGUUGAGGCGGUUGAAGAUUUGACUAAAGCACUGGUUUUUGAGCCAAACUCACCUGAUGUAUUGCACGAAAGGGGUAUUGUUAAUUUCAAAUCUAAGGACUUCACUGCUGCUGUAAAAGACCUAUCUAUAUGUCUGAAGCAAGAGAAUGAUAACAAGUCCGCAUAUACUUAUUUGGGACUAGCAUUUGCUUCACUUGGUGAAUAUAAAAAAGCUGAAGAUGCGCAUUUGAAGUCCAUCCAGCUGGAUAGUAAUUAUCUUGAAGCCUGGCUUCAUCUCGCCCAGUUCUAUCAAGAGUUGGCCGACCACAGCAAGGCUUUGGAAUGCAUUGAGAAGGUUCUACAAGUCGACAACAGGGUUUGGAAGGCAUAUCACUUGCGUGGAUUAGUAUUUCAUGGUUUAGGCGAACACAGGAAGGCUAUCCAAGAAUUAUCUAUCGGCUUAAGCAUUGAGAACACAAUAGAGUGCUUGUACCUACGAGGUUCCUGCUACCAUGCUGUAGGAGAAUAUAGAGAUGCGGUGAAGGACUACGAUGCUACUGUGGACGUGGAACUUGAUGCAGUUGAAAAAUUUGUUCUUCAAUGCUUGGCAUUUUAUCAGGUUGUGAUAUUAUUCACCUGUAAUUAUUUUUGGUUACUUGUAUUUUUCAGGAAGGCUAUCCAAGAAUUAUCUAUCGGCUUAAGCAUUGAGAACACAAUAGAGUGCUUGUACCUACGAGGUUCCUGCUACCAUGCUGUAGGAGAAUAUAGAGAUGCGGUGAAGGACUACGAUGCUACUGUGGACGUGGAACUUGAUGCAGUUGAAAAAUUUGUUCUUCAAUGCUUGGCAUUUUAUCAGAAGGAGAUUGCCUUGUACACGGCUUCCAAAGUUAGUAGUGAGUUUCUCUGCUUUGAUAUUGAUGGUGACAUAGAUCCAAUGUUCAAGGAGUAUUGGUGCAAACGGUUACACCCAAAAAAUGUAUGUGAAAAGGUUUACAGACAACCUCCCCUACGUGAAUCCCUUAAGAAGGGUAAACUGAAAAAGCAAGAUCUGGCAAUAACCAAACAGAAGGCGAAUGUUCUUCGUUUUGCUGAUUUAAUAGGCAAGAGGAUCCAAUAUGAUUGUCCCGGAUUCUUACCAAACAAACGCCAGCAUCGUAUGGCAGGAUUGGCUGUGAUAGAGAUUGCUCAAAAAGUUUCAAAAGCUUGGCGCAUAGAGUGGAGGAAUUCAAACAAAGGCACCGCAAAAAAUGGGAAAAAGAACCGGAGGAGAGAGAGAAUCAAUAUGCUUAGCCAAAAUAGAGGUGGUGCUGGGUGUAGUACUAGCAGUUCUAGUGAAACUUCAACAACUGGGUAUGCCUCACUAGAAUCAUCUGGCCGCUCUAUGUUGUCUUGGCAAGAUGUAUAUUCCUCUGCUGUCAGAUGGAGGCAAAUUUCAGAGCCUUGUGACCCAGUUGUGUGGAUUAACAAACUUAGUGAAGAGUUUAAUUCUGGGUUUGGUUCUCAUACACCAAUGGUACUCGGACAAGCCAAAGUUGUACGCUAUUUCCCAAAUUAUGAAAGAACCCUGACUCUUGCACAGAGCAUCAUCAAGGAGAAACUUUCUGUACGCAGCAAAAAAGAUAAAGUUAUUGAUCUAUCUAAAGAUGAGAAGAUAAAGGAAAUUAUGCGUGCUGAAACGUGCGAUGAGCUACACAAAACUGUUGGUGAGGAUUUCUGGGUGGCUACUUGGUGCAACAGUACGGCAACCGAAGGGAAACGCCUCGAAGGAACUAGAAUCACCUGCCUUCAAAAACCGGGUAGGCUUGGGCAUGAUUUUUCAAUUCGAACUCCAUGUACACCUGCAAGGUGGAGCGACUUUGAUGAAGAAAUGACCUCAGCUUGGGAGGCUUUAUGCAAUGCCUAUUGUGGGGAGAAUUACGGUUCUACUGAGUUCGAUGCUCUAGAAACUGUUAGAGAUGCUAUCUUACGGAUGACAUAUUACUGGUACAAUUUUAUGCCGUUAGCUCGAGGGACUGCGGUAACGGGAUUUGUAGUGUUACUUGGACUUCUGCUAGCUGCUAAUAUGGAAUUCACUGAGACUAUCCCGAUAGGGUUACAGGUCGAUUGGGAGGCUAUACUUAAUGUUGAACCAAGCUCCUUUGUUGGUUCGGUUAAGUCUUGGUUAUACCCAUCCCUGAAAAUCAACACGUCGUGGAGAGAUCACCCGGAUAUUUCCUCGGCUUUUUCGACAACCGGAUCAGUUGUCGCGGCGCUUAGCUCUUGCAAUGAUUGACAACUUAUGGUUUAGUCAAAAAUCUACAGCUUAUGAUGAUAUGCUUCUGUCUAAAAACAAAAAAACAAAAAACAAAAAAGCUUUGUUAGGAUUUCUAAAAAAAUUAAACUCUCACAAUUAACUUUAUAUUACAGAUAUAAUAAUGUAUCUAAGUAUGGUCUUUCUCGUUUCAAAUCACAAGUCAGUUCUCGGA
This is a messenger RNA of Camelina sativa (false flax), 4027 nucleotides long. NCBI's taxonomy places the organism in Eukaryota, Viridiplantae, Streptophyta, Magnoliopsida, Brassicales, Brassicaceae. The record is from RefSeq and is a predicted model, not a curated record.